UCAAUCUGUUUUGCACACGAUUUGGAAAUAGGAAGAAGCCAAAUUCAAUCCUGCUCGCAGGGGUACUCAGAAGCCAAAUUCAAUUUGCAUCGCUAGUUAUUGAAUAUUUUUUUGGCGGGUGGUGUUUACACUGCACAAUGGCAUUCCCAACAAACGAGGUUUCGGCUACCACUAAUGAUGUUGACACUGUUUUGUACGAAAUAUGUGAAGUGCUCAAAGCCCAGGAAGACAGAUAUGAUGGUGUGGUUGUUGACAUUGGGAAUAUGCAAAACGAUGCUACUCGUUUUGCAGCUUCGCUCAGGGCAUCACUUUCUCAUUGGGCACGCCAGGGAAAGAAGGGGGUGUGGAUUAAAGUGCCCAAGGGCCAGGCGAAGCUAGUCCCCGUUGCGAUUGAGGUCGGUUUUUCAUAA
This is a messenger RNA of Cryptomeria japonica (Japanese cedar), 410 nucleotides long. RefSeq names its product nudix hydrolase 8-like. Gene Ontology annotation, molecular function: NADH pyrophosphatase activity; NAD binding; ADP-ribose diphosphatase activity. NCBI's taxonomy places the organism in Eukaryota, Viridiplantae, Streptophyta, Pinopsida, Cupressales, Cupressaceae. The transcript has 2 exons. Bases 138 to 410 code for a protein of 90 amino acids. The record is from RefSeq and is a predicted model, not a curated record.